Messenger RNA from Colletotrichum tamarilloi, 1056 nucleotides. RefSeq lists its product as uncharacterized. Gene Ontology annotation, molecular function: oxidoreductase activity, acting on NAD(P)H. Bases 1 to 1056 code for a protein of 351 amino acids. NCBI's taxonomy places the organism in Eukaryota, Fungi, Ascomycota, Sordariomycetes, Glomerellales, Glomerellaceae. The record is from RefSeq and is a predicted model, not a curated record. The transcript has 5 exons.
AUGGCCGGACAACAAAUGCAAGCUCUGGUGACCGAAUCUUCGGCCGGCGGCGGCGGGUCGCCGAAGAUGGUCAGGAAGCAAGUUCUGAUCCCUGAACCGGCCCCGCAUCAAGCUCUCGUUAAAGUGUCACAUAUUGCACAAAACCCGACCGACGUUCAAUCUCUUGACGGCAAUGCAUUCGGUGACGGCGCCGUCCUUGGGUGCGACUUUGUGGGGACAGUCGAAGCGGUUGGCGACAAGUGUAGCAAGCUGUCCAAGGGCGACACUGUUGCUGGCCUAAUUUGGGGAGGUGAAAUCAAGGGUCUUGGCGGCUAUAGCGAGUACACCCUCGCGGACGACAACAUCAGCUUCCGAGUCCCCAAGAACAUAAGCCUGCAGGAGGCUGCUACAAUACCCCUAGCUUCCAUGACGGCUGAGCUAGCCCUGUUCUCCAAAGCAUGCCUCGCUAUUCCUCGAGAGAGCGGAUCGGAGACAGCGGUCCUUAUUUGGGGUGGUAGCUCGAGCGUCGGCUUGUACGCCAUCCAGAUAGCAGCGAUGCAAGGCCUCAAAGUAAUCACGACGUGCAGCCCUCAUCACUUCGAUUGGGUCAGGUCCCUAGGCGCGAAGCAUGUCUUCAGCUACCGCGAUGGCGACGUCAUUGAGUCCAUCAGAAACACGACGCCUGGCCUCAAAUAUGUCUUUGACACCAUCGGCAACACGUCCUCCUCCGGCCAGGCAUCCCAAGCCAUCGAUGAGAGCGGCGGGCGGCUCUGCACCGUGCGCCCGGGGAAGGCCAACACUGAAAAUGUUUCGAAGCAGACGACUGUGACCGACGUCUUGGUCUGGACUGCGUUCUUAAAGGAUCAUCAGUAUGCUCAGUUUAGAUGGCCGGCUAGCGAGGAGGACCACAAACUCGGCACCGAGUUUUAUGAAAAGCUCCCGGGAUGGGUAGAGGCCGGGAAGUUGAAGCCCAACAAGCCGAAGGCCAUCUCUGGGGGUCUUGAUGGUGUAGACAAAGGAUUCCAAGUGUAUCGGGAUGGGGUAAUCUCCGGCGAGAAGUUGGUGUAUCAACUCUGA